CCCCAUUACUCACGCAAUGAUGCUGUCACAGCGUAAAAAAGCUGGUUUUUAGUCUUUGAGCCACAGCGAAGCUGGGAGCAGUGACUAGUUGGCAUGGCUAUCAUCACAGAAGAACCAGAAGCAGAAGCAGACUCACACUCACAGAUCCCAAAACCCCGCAAACCCAAACUCAAAACCCCUUCUUCUCCACCCCCCAACAGCAACAACAACCCCUUCUCCUUCUGGUUCUACUUCACCCUCUCCGUCUCCCUCCUCACUCUCUUCUUUGUCUUGACCUCCAGCCUCUCCCCCCAAGACCCCAAGACCUGGUUCCUCACCCUCCCUCCCCCCCUCCGCCACCACUACUCCAACGGCCGCACCAUCAAGGUCCAAACACAUUCCAACGAAGCCCCCAUCCAAGUCUUCACCCUCCAAGAGGGUCCCACAUCGUCCGAAAACAUAAUCAUUCUCCACGGCCAGGGUCUCAGCUCAUACUCCUACCGCCACCUUGCCCAAUCCCUCGCCGCCAACGGACUCCACGUCACCUCCCUCGACCUCCCCGGACACGGCUUCUCCGACAAGUCCGUCGAGGCUUCCGUCGAGGGCGUAAACGGGGUUUUUGGGAGGUUUUGGUACGUUUACAGCGAGAUUCAAGAGAGGGGUCUUUUCUGGGCGUUUGAUCAGAUGGUGGAAACGGGUCAAAUUCCGUACGAGGAAAUUCAAGCUCGUAUGUCGAAGAGAAAAACAAGAAAGCCUAUUGAUUUGGGUCCACAAGAGAUGGGGAAGGUGUUGGGGGAAGUUAUUGAUUCCAUGGGGCUUGCACCUGUUCACUUGGUUCUGCACGAUUCCGCAUUGGGGUUGAGUGCUAAUUUUGUUUCUGAGAGGCCUGAGUUGGUGAGGAGCGUGACGCUUAUCGAUACGGCGUCGUCUACUAAGGGGGCUUUUCCCGUUUGGGCUCUGGAGGUGCCUGUGGUGAGGGAGGUGGUGUUGGGGGUUUCUUUUGUUUUUGCUAAGGUGGUGGCUUUGUGCUGUUCCAAGAGGGUUGGUGUCGCCGAUUCAGAGGCGUCGAGGGCCUUGUUGAAGGGAAGAGAUGGGAGGAGGGCGGUUGUGAAUGUUGGGAAGAGGGUGAAUUCUAGCUUUGGCUUGGAAGAGUGGGGUGAGGGGUUGAAAGGGAUGCCAAUGCAGGUGAUGUGGUCUGCUGGGUGGUCCGAGGAAUGGAGCCAGGAGGGUCACCGGGUUGCGGAUGCACUUCCACAGGCUAGUUUUGUUACACAUACUGGAGGCCGGUGGGCUCAGGAGGAUGCAGCAGUUGAGAUAGCUGAAAAAAUUUCUCAAUUUGUCUUGUCAUUACCAAAGUCUGUUAGGAAAGUUGAGCAAGAGUCCAUCCCAGAGCACAUACAGAAGAUGCUUGAUGAAGCAAAAAGCAGUGGUCAUGAUCACCAUCACCAUCACAGUCAUGAUCAUGGUCACGGACAUGAUCACUAUGGUGAUGCACACAUCCAUGGAGCUAAUUAUAUGGAUGCAUAUGGACUUGGUCAUGGACAUCAUGGUUGGUGAAAGUGAUCACUGGAUUUUACUGGCCAACAUUCACGCUUGCAGAUAGUAUCUCUACUUCAUAUUGCUCACACAUUGUAUUAGUCAAGAAGCUGAAGCUCGUACCAUAUGUAGUUCUCGCCAGCUAAAGCCCACAUGUUGUAUGUUAUUUAUUUUUGCUGUUUUACAUUUUCAAAAUUGCUGAAGGGUGUGAGAUGAUACACUAAGGAGCAACUAUGCAUGAGAAGAUACUUGUAAGGGAAAAAAAAAAACCUUGACAUUUUUGAGCUGAUUGCUCUUGUAUGCUCUAGUUUGGAGCUACUUUUUGUGUUUGGAUUUUGGAAUUAUUUUUUUAAAGUGUUUGGUAAGAAGAAUUUUUAACCAAUGUACUUGAGAUAUUUUAGUAAUUUAGAUAGAUGAUUGUGCUAUAUUUGUUAUAUUAA
Messenger RNA from Glycine soja, 1955 nucleotides. Its product is annotated as protein AUXIN RESPONSE 4-like. Bases 94 to 1536 code for a protein of 480 amino acids. The record is from RefSeq and is a predicted model, not a curated record. NCBI's taxonomy places the organism in Eukaryota, Viridiplantae, Streptophyta, Magnoliopsida, Fabales, Fabaceae. The transcript is spliced from 2 exons.